UUCUUCCCGAACGUUCCGAAUCUGAAGUUGUGGUUAUCUCAGGUUAUCUUCAGCGGUUAUUUCGUGGAGCUCCUUCCUUCGGAGAAGCUUGGAGGCAGUCGACUUCCACGACAUCGGAAUUAUCUUAAUUGAAAAAAUGUCGAACAUACAGAACUUCUUCAAGCGUUAUCUGCCGGUAGUCAAGGCCGAAGAGGAAGAGGAAGAGGAGCUGGUGGAUCCGCAGACAGUGCUUCGUGAGGAAUGCAGUCAACUACCGAAAUGUGCCAGUUUCAAGGAGAAAUUAGACACAUGUAACGACCGUGUCAAUUCAAGAUCCAACACGGAGGAAACUUGUCUGGAAGAGAUCAUCGAUUACGUGCAAUGCGUGGACCAUUGCGUCGCGAAGACUCUGUUUAGUAAACUUAAGUAAUUGCACAUUAUAUUCCCAUAAAGAGCCAAUUGUUGUUCGCAAUGUUAAAGCUAAAGAAUAUCUCUCGAGCGUUGUACAUAUAUAAUCAAAUACUAGUAAUAAAAGAUUAACUUAUUA
Messenger RNA from Temnothorax curvispinosus, 526 nucleotides. It is a transcript of the gene UQCR-11, whose product is annotated as cytochrome b-c1 complex subunit 6, mitochondrial. The record is from RefSeq and is a predicted model, not a curated record. NCBI's taxonomy places the organism in Eukaryota, Metazoa, Arthropoda, Insecta, Hymenoptera, Formicidae. Bases 137 to 409 code for a protein of 90 amino acids. Gene Ontology annotation, biological process: mitochondrial electron transport, ubiquinol to cytochrome c. The transcript has 2 exons.